This is a messenger RNA of Mya arenaria, 984 nucleotides long. RefSeq names its product T-cell leukemia homeobox protein 3-like. Gene Ontology annotation, biological process: regulation of transcription by RNA polymerase II; animal organ development. Gene Ontology annotation, molecular function: DNA-binding transcription factor activity, RNA polymerase II-specific; RNA polymerase II cis-regulatory region sequence-specific DNA binding. Lineage: Eukaryota; Metazoa; Mollusca; Bivalvia; Myida; Myidae. Gene Ontology annotation, cellular component: nucleus. Bases 1 to 984 code for a protein of 327 amino acids. The record is from RefSeq and is a predicted model, not a curated record. The transcript is spliced from 4 exons.
AUGUCGGAUAAAUCUUCGUCUGAAUCGGAAAAUGUUGACAUAGGCUCUGAAGAUGAGCGUGAAAGUAAAAGUGACAAGCGCAAGGCGACAGACAAACAUGAACAGAUCCAAGUUAAAAAGCCGCAUCUUUCUUUUGGGAUAAGCCAAAUUCUCGGCAGUCGAGGCUUUUGUAAAUCGCGAUCUCUGUCACCCAGCGACUGCAAAAUUGACGUCACUGACGAUGAAGAAGAAAGGUGUGCGAGUGAUAAUGACGUCGACGGAAUUGAUGACGUCGAACGUGAACUCUCAGAUACGGAAGCCGACGGACGUAAAUCUCCAUCGCGGUCGGCGGCGUCAUCCCCGGCACUCUCGACGUCAAAGUACGAGGACGCAUUGAACGCGCAUGCGCACACGAUGUACUCCCUCGACCUGUCGGGUACGCCGCUCCUACCCCUUGCAGCGGGCUGCGGGCUAUACCGGACGUCCACGGGAUUGAUUAAAGUGCCGGCGCAGCGACCACAUCCGAUGCUCCAUAUGUUCAACCCUUACAACAUACCCUGGAUUGACUUCCGGCGGGAUCGGUUCGGAGGCGAAACCUUAAUUGUCAGGCGAAUUGGUCAUCCGUACCAAAACCGAACGCCACCAAAGCGCAAGAAGCCCCGGACGUCGUUCUCGCGGCUGCAGAUUAUGGAGCUGGAGAAGAGGUUCCACCGCCAGAAGUACCUGGCGUCUGCGGAGAGGUCCGCCCUCGCUAAGACGCUCAAGAUGACGGACGCCCAGGUGAAGACGUGGUUCCAGAACAGACGGACAAAGUGGAGACGGCAAACGGCAGAGGAACGGGAAGCCGAACGGCAAGCCGCAAAUCGGCUGAUGAUGUCGUUACAAGCGGAAGCGAGCAAGACUGUUUACGACAUUCGAGACCCGUUGUGCAUGAGUAACUCCUCGCUCCAUGCGCUUCAGAAUCUGCAGCCGUGGGUUGAAGAGUCCGCGGGAAACUCUAGUUGA